AUGAGUAAUCCUGACUCCGUCGAUUAUGAAGAAAAAGACAACGAAAUUGAGGUUCUUGUAGAUGAUUCCAAGAAAAAGUCCCCGUAUACAGACACAAAAAUUAAUCCACAUAAUGGAGAAAGUAUUUCGGAACUCGUUUGUUCACCAAAUAUGAAAUAUUUUGCAACCAUCAGUGAUGAAGAUCAUUCAAUUUUCGGGUGGGAAAUCAAGGAAGGACAGUCCGAACUCGAACCUGACUAUUCAAUUAAUUUCGAAAAGUAUACAUCUAAUACAUGGACUCUGUUAGGGGUCUCGAAUAAUAAGUAUAUCUUAUUGCAGAAAGAUUACGACAUUGAACUCAUUGAUCUUGAAACCGGAUCGGAACAGAAAUUAUUAACAGGAGCGGUUGAUGGAGCCUCCUUUCUUGAAAAUGGAGAUGUAGUAAUGGUUGAGGGAAAACCUGUUUAUCGGGCUUCUAUAUUUUCGAAACCAAAUCCCAACAAUGGACGCCAGUAUAAAUACAAGAGUAGCAUUGAACUUACGAAAUAUAACAAAUGUGCUAUUUCUAGAAAAGGAAAAUUGUUGAUUCUCUUAGAUAUACCUUUUGUAAUUAUGCAAUGGGAUCUGGAAACCCUAAUGUUUGAGGCACAAUAUGUAUUGGAUUUAGCUUUUAACAC
Acaulospora morrowiae is the source of this 656-nucleotide messenger RNA. Lineage: Eukaryota; Fungi; Glomeromycota; Glomeromycetes; Diversisporales; Acaulosporaceae. The record is from the annotation of a GenBank genome assembly.